Molecule: messenger RNA, 1538 nt
Organism: Camellia sinensis
Lineage: Eukaryota; Viridiplantae; Streptophyta; Magnoliopsida; Ericales; Theaceae
Source: RefSeq, a predicted model, not a curated record
CGGCUUCGAUCAUUUAAAUAGACAGAGGACAAAACAAAAGUGUUUUUCUCUUCUGUAAAUUUCUGUCUCUCCUCACCUAUAGAUCGAUCGAAAACAUGGCCUCCGCCGGAGGAACCGUCGUGGACGGCGGCCCACAGCUCUAUUUCUGCUACCAAUGCAAUCGGACGGUCACCGUCACUCCCUCUCCCAACACCGACCUUCUCUGCCCUUCUUGCGAUGACGGCUUUCUCGAAGAAUACGAAGAUCCAAACCCUAACCCUAACCCUCAUCUACCUCUCGACCCUUUCUCUCCCUUCUCCGAUCCUCUCUCCGUCUUCCUCAGUGGUUUCCCUCUUCUCUUCUCCUCCUCUUCCAGUGACCCCCAAAACCCUAGAAACUUCCCCAACUUGUUCUCUCCAACUCGAUCGUCCUAUGCCCAAGACCCUCACAUGUUCGACCCCUACGCUUUUCUCCAGAACCACCUCGCCGCUCUCGCCGCCGGCGGUGCCAACAUCGAGUUCGUUGUCGCCAACAAUACUUCGUCGGAGCAAGGGUUUCAGCUUCCGGCGAACCUCGGCGAUUACUUCGUCGGCCCAGGGCUCGAGCAAUUGAUUCAGCAAUUGGCCGAGAACGAUCCGAAUCGAUACGGAACACCGCCGGCUUCGAAGUCUGCUGUGAAUGCGCUUCCGACCAUUACUGUUGAUGAUGGAUUGUUGAGUUCUGAAUUGGCUCAGUGUGCUGUGUGUAAAGAUGAUUUUGAGCGUGGUAUGGAUGUUAAGCAAAUGCCUUGUAAACAUGUUUACCAUUCUGAUUGCAUUGUUCCGUGGUUGGAAUUGCAUAAUUCGUGCCCGGUUUGUCGGUUUGAGUUGCCGACAGAUGAUCCUGAUUACGAGAAUCGAACUCAGAGGGAAACUGGUUUAGGAAAUACAAAUGCGGUGUCGGGCAGUGGUGACGGAGGGUCUCCAGGUCAGCGGAUGGUGGAGCGGAGGUUUAGAAUAGCGUUGCCGUGGCCGUUUGGGGCAUUUGGGUCUCCGGAGUCAAGUGGCAGUGGAGAUGGUAGCAACAGUAGCAACAAUGGUGGAGGAUCAAACCCAGGUGGUCAGCAAAAUUGAGCCUCCCAGGGUAUACAUAUGUAGAGAGAGAGCAGGAGAAGAAGAUGUUGAUUGACUACUUGACUCAAUGUGCAGCUUGCUUUGUUUUGGAUGGUGAAUUUCAUGUACUCUUGAAGCUUGCAUCAUGUGUGACAAAAGGAUGUUUGAUUACGACAGUUCGAUCUCAGAAAUCCUCUUAAAAGUGGAAGAGUGGGGAUUUCAUUGUGAAACCAUGGAUGGGUACAGGAUUUAUUACAAUGAAGACUAAGAACAACUUAAGCCUUGAUGUUGUUGCCUAAUGUACAUUAUACAAAUGUUUUUAUAUACUUCAUUAGUCUGGUGAUUGGUUUUUUUUCUUCCUUUCUUUUCUUUAUUUCUCGACUUUGAAUUUUUUUGUCAUGUUACCUAUAACCUAUCAUUGAGAUGUUUUUUGAUUGCUUUUAUCUAUUCUGAUAAAAAAUUUGAUAA